This is a messenger RNA of Lachancea fermentati, 624 nucleotides long. The record is from the annotation of a GenBank genome assembly. NCBI's taxonomy places the organism in Eukaryota, Fungi, Ascomycota, Saccharomycetes, Saccharomycetales, Saccharomycetaceae.
AUGCACACCUGGGACCAAGUGCAAGCGCUCGUGCAAUCUGGUGAGCUGCAAUGCCUGCAGCGCACGCCGGAAAUGACGGAAAAAUAUCGACGCUACAAAGCGCAGCUCGAGGCUGAGGGCACCACCAUCGUGGACGUGAUCGUGGAACGCAGGCUGGAAUGGUCGCGCAGCGAGCUCAGCGAGCUCGCUGCGCGCUACGUAACCGUCGAGCAACGUACGAACGCCAUGCUGUCCGCACCAGAGCUCUUCAAGCUGCUGCCCAAUGACUUUGCGUACGAUCUCGCGCCGGGGCUGUACCACCUUGUUGUCUGGAGCAAGAUCGCGAUCCCGUUGUACGUAUCGCACGCGUCGCGCGAGCAGCGGCCGCACGUGCACGACAAGAUCGAGCGGUUUGUGAAGACGAACCUGGCGCGGUUCGGCGUGCACGACUACGUGUGGUUCAUCAACUACCCGCACUUGCAGAGCGUCAAGAGCGUGUCUCACGUGCACGUGAUGCUACGUGCGGAGUCGUCCGAGGUCAUCGAGCGGAUGUUGCGCGAGCAACUGGUGCCGUGCGGCGAGGACCAUGCAAACGGCGCUGGGGCCCGUCGAGUGCAGGCCGAUGGCCUGGCAGCGCAAGCGUAG